This is a messenger RNA of Brienomyrus brachyistius, 1264 nucleotides long. It is a transcript of the gene pagr1, whose product is annotated as PAXIP1 associated glutamate-rich protein 1. The transcript is spliced from 5 exons. The record is from RefSeq and is a predicted model, not a curated record. Lineage: Eukaryota; Metazoa; Chordata; Actinopteri; Osteoglossiformes; Mormyridae. The coding region runs from base 97 to 909 and encodes 270 amino acids.
AAUAACGUGACAAAUAACAUUACGGCGUCCUGUAUUUUCACAAUAACAAUUCGAUUGAAACAAGGUCUCCUUAUCAAAAACCAAGACGCACUGGUGAUGCAGUCUGUAGCAGAGGGUCUGGAAUCUCUAGGGGUCGGGGACAAACAGGGAACGGAGUCAGCGAGGGAGGGGAAGGUGGAAGUAGACAAAGAACGAGACGAUCCGGGGCAAGAGGAGACCGAAACAAAUGAAGAGACAGAGAACGAUGGAGAAAGAAAAGGCAGUGACAAGGAAGACGGGCAUGAUCAAGAAAUGAAGAAGGAUGAUGUAAAGCAGGAAGGUGUAAAUACAGAAAAGGAAGAGGAGGAAUGGGAGGUGCCAUGCAGUGAUGAGGAAAUAGAGGAUCCCAAGAACUGGACGCCUCCACCUGUGGAAAUCAAGCGCCUGUAUGAGAUCCUAGCCAAGGGCGAUGGUCUGGAGCUGAACUGGCUCCCCCUGCCACGGCGUCCUCUCACCCCACAGUACACGCCCUCACCUGAGAGAGAUGUCGGCGACUCUGAGGAGGAACGAGAGAAGGAGGAGCGGCAGCGCAAGAUCCCCAGUCCCACAGAAUUUGACUUCGAUGACGAGCCUGCGCUCAACACACCCAAGAACACCUACAUCAACCGGCGUCGACUGCCAGGCUCCUCAGGCCGUUCUACCGUGCGCCGGGAGGCCCGGCUAGACAAGGUGCUAUCAGACAUGAAGAGGCACCGCAAGAUGGAGGAGCACAUUCUGCGCACAGGCCGUGACCUCUUCCGGAGCGAGCGGGGGCGGCCAGUGGAUGCAGGGGUACCCCUGUCCCCAAACUCACAGAAGGAGAGGGAGAAAGAGAGGGAGCGUGACAGCAACCCCAGUGCCAUUUUCUCCCCCAGACAGAGGCGAUACUGAGUGUGCAGCUGCUUGGAUGACCAGCCCGGGUCUGCUGGAAAUUGCCCUUUUGUUUGGGAAACAGGGGGCAGGGCAGACGGGGCUGUUAAUGGACAGGCCAGAAGGUGCCAGACAGCAGCUUCCGCCUCUCGUCACCAGAAAGCGUUGCCUUUCCAACGUACGUUUCUGGGAUUCAUUUUCAGUGAUCCCUUGCAGGGGGGUUAUUCCAACCCAGUCAAGCCAGCUUUUGCAUUCAAAGCAACAGGACUGAUUUUGUAAAUAAUACUUUUAUACAAUGUGUCUCCUUUGUCUUUCUAAUAAACUUUAUAAUAAUCUUAUAGUGGCAUGUAUCAUCUCAUCUCAUAUGACUCACUUU